CUGUAACUUGUUAGACAACACCAGGCUGAAUCGGAUUGUCUUUCAGCAAAUCGAGGACUUCGACGUUGAUCAUGAUUCAAUAAACCCAGUCUCCACCAUGUAAACUGCAUGGCGACCCUCGUGCCUGUGGUACGGGAGAGUCGGUGUGCGCGAAUGGAAGGAGAAAAGGCACAACUCAUCCAAGUGACAGCCCUACUACUCAUGAUCAAUCACUAUGGCGGCCUUUCUCCCCAAAGUCCUGUCGCCUGCCCUUCCUUCAGAGCUCAUCUCAUACAUUCUCGACCAACACAAAUACCCCACAACGCUUGUGGUAUGUAUCCCACGAGCGGAAUUCAUAUCGUCCUUUUUGGACGAAGCUACUGGAGAGACCCGAGUCGACACAUUACCAUCGUCACAAGAACAGCCAGACGACAAUAUCCCUCAAGGGCCCGCAGAAAAACAAGAAGCAGAAGACCAUAGUCAGAACAGCCGCCCAGAAGAGGCAGCCCAGCCCACACCCACGGCCGACGCCGCCACCACUGAAAGGGCCAGGACGAUCCUCUCGACGCCCCUGCGCCAGACCGCCGUGGCGCGGCACAUCCGGACCGUCUUCGUGCCCACAGUCUCGCACCUGCGCGCCUUCCUAUCCGUCUUCUCGGCCGAGGCCGAUCCAUCCUCCAAGGCCCGGCCGCCGCCGGCACCGGAGGGGCCGUCGGCUGCACCGCCCACGCCACUGCUCCUAAUCUACGGGCUGCUGGAGCUGCACCGCGAUACGAGCGAGUGGAACGCCCAGGGGCUCGGGAGCACGGCAGCCUGCUUGGUCGAGGCCGCGCACAGGUCCGGGAUGGAGGCCGUUGUGGUGGAGCCGGCGGUCCGGGCGAUAAGGGAGGUGCAGACGCAAGACGACGAGGAGGGCCAGGAGGAGAGGAAUGCCCCGGACGGAGACAGGGUCUUUGUCCGCGUCGACCUUGAGGGCCUGUUGUCCGAGGAGAUGCCGGUGCUCAACAUGGCCGCACGUCGACUAGGACGGGAUGGCGAGGGCCAGGGGUGGUCGGGUCGGACGGUCCCUGUCAGAAUGGUCUUGGGGAGGUGGUUUUGCUUUUGAGACGAGUCGCGGGGAGGAACUGAUCAUACAGCACAUGUUAAGGCUGUCUGGUGAUGCUAAUUUUAUAAGAAAGGAGAGCCGUGCAAAAUCUACAAAAAAAAAAUAUAAAAAAAUACCAUUAUGUACUUGAUAAUGGUUUCCACCCAAAAGAGACAUGUUGGCCUAAAAAUCCAACUCGCA
Messenger RNA from Gaeumannomyces tritici R3-111a-1, 1264 nucleotides. RefSeq lists its product as hypothetical. Bases 215 to 1084 code for a protein of 289 amino acids. Lineage: Eukaryota; Fungi; Ascomycota; Sordariomycetes; Magnaporthales; Magnaporthaceae. The transcript has a single exon. The record is from RefSeq and is a predicted model, not a curated record.